This is a messenger RNA of Thermothelomyces thermophilus ATCC 42464, 2472 nucleotides long. RefSeq lists its product as uncharacterized. The record is from RefSeq and is a predicted model, not a curated record. The coding region runs from base 1 to 2472 and encodes 823 amino acids. The transcript has 2 exons. NCBI's taxonomy places the organism in Eukaryota, Fungi, Ascomycota, Sordariomycetes, Sordariales, Chaetomiaceae.
AUGGACGGGCCUCAUAAGCAGGAAUUCCAUGUCCGGAACCUUCUCACUCGUUCUGUCACCCUAUUCCCAACUCAAGCCCAGGUCGUCCGCGAGAUUAAGGACGUGGUUCUGAAGCCCGGUGCCAACGAAAUCACUGUCGUCGGAGUAACUCCAACAGCCGAUGAGAAUUCAAUCAAGGUUGAGGGAACUGGGUUAGCUACCAUUACUGACAUUACGGUUGAGCUGCUGCCCAACCGAGACAUCUUCGAGGAGAUUUAUCCCGAUUCCGACUCUGAGCCCGACAAGAAUGAGUCCGAGGAGGAGGAGGAGGAAGACGACAGCGAAGACAAGGUCAAUGCGGCGCUUGAGGAAGUGAAGGAUAAGCUGGUGGCCUUGCAGGACGAGCAAAAGCGUGCCAAGGAGAUCAUCGCCAGUGCCGAGAGCCGCCUGCGAAUUCUCGACUCGUACUGCAAUUCUCUGAACCGAAAAGCCGACAUCGACAUUGAGGCCAGAGUGGAGACCUACCGCAAGGAGCGCCAAAAGGUCUUCCGGGACCACAUGGAGGGCGCUGUUCUUGACCGCGACCUGACAAAGAGCGUCUCAAAACUGAUGCGCGAGAAGGCACGCCUCGAAAAACUUCAGGCCAGGGAGGAGAAGAAGGCCGCGGAGGAGAAAGCCAAGGCCAAGAGGGCAAGAGAGAAGCGGAAGGCGCAGCAGAAACGCCGUGACGAGGAACGAGAGAGGGAAAAAGACCGAAUCCGCAGAGAGCGCCGGAAGUUUUGGCCCCGCGUCUGUUACACGGUCCGCAUUAGCCUUGAUGCCGGUACCAACUUCACGCCCAGCUCAUCUCGCCGAAAUUCCAUAGCCAGUGCCGCCGACGUUGAGCUUGCUUCGGACAAGAGUCCAAAGGAGGGCCAGGCCACCGUGACGUGCGACCUGACCCUUUCCUACGUCACGUCGUCCGCCUUCUGGUCCCCGAGCUACGACCUGGCGCUCUCGACGACGACCAACACGGCCACACUCAGCUUCGACGCCCGUCUGACCAACAUGACAUCUGAGACGUGGACCAACAGCAAGGUGAUCCUGAGCACCUCGCAGGCCAACUUCUCGGGACUACAGGACGACGUGCCGUCGCUCGUUCCGUGGCGCCUCAAGCUCGUCGGUAGGGGCAUCGGUCUCUCGGAUGGCUUCGACAUUGUGUACAGCCGGGAGGAGCGGAACCAAAAAGAGAUUUGGACUUCUCGGCAGAACGCCGCAGUUUCUCAGAGACCCCGAACAGAUCUGUUUGGGGUGGGCCAGGGCCCGCUGUCAAAGUUGAGGAAGGAAGUCCGGGCCAGCUCAUCCGUGUCCGCGCCGCCCCCGCCACCCCCGCCGGACCCUUCUUACGACGCCUACAAGGCUCGCGCAGUUCGUUUCGGUAUGUCGGCUGAUGGUCCCGGCGCGUCUGCUUUCAAUUCGAGCAAUACCGGAGCCAACAACACCGUUUCUGCCUUUGGCCAGGUGGGGGCCAACGCCAACAAUUUCCCGGGUGGCAGCCUCUUUGGGCUACAGGCUCCUCCAGCAGCUCCUCCAGCAGCUCCGGCUCCAGGGGCAGCGACAGUCUCCCGCGCCCCCGUGCUAUUCGCCGCCCGCCGGUCCCCCGACCGCGCCGCCACCUCCGCAGCGACCCAGCCCGAGGGCUACAGCGAGGACACCGACGGCGCCGACAACGACGACGCCGGGACGAUGCUAGAGCCAGCCCCCGAGCUCUCUUUCCAGGACCCCUCCUUUGAAGAGACCGGCCUGACGGCCACGUACGAGCUGCCGCAAGCCAAAACCCUCAAGCCGUCGCCCACUCCGUCCAAGCAGCGGAUAGCCCGCGUUUCUUUCGCCAACGUUAGCUUCUCGCGUACCGUCGUGGCCAAGUACAGACCGGCGGCAUACCUACGGGCACGGCUGCGCAACACGAGCAAGUUGACUCUCCUCCGGGGCCCGAUGGGCCUCACGCUCGACGGCACGUUCCUGGGGCGGUCGACGCUGCCGCGGUGCAGCGCGGGGGACAGCUUCACUGUGGCCCUGGGAGUGGACCCGGCCAUCCGGGUGGCGUACCCCAAGCCCGACGUGACGCGCAGCACGACGGGCGUUUUCUCCAAGGGCGAGAACAACGUGUACACGCGCAGCGUGACGCUCGUCAACACGCGCGCCGCGGCGGGUCGCCCCGUCGACGUCACCGUGCUCGAUCAGGUGCCCGUCUCGGAGGACGACAAGAUCCGGGUCGAGGUGCUCCGGCCGGCGGGCCUCGCCGCGAGCGGCGGCAAGACCGGUCCGGUGCCGACCGGCGUGCCCGGGCGGGAGGGCAAGGAGGAGCAGGACUGGGGCAAGGCCACGGCCAGCCUGAAGAAGGCCGGCGAGGUCCAGUGGGACGUGUCGCUCAACGCCGGCAAGAGCGUCAAGCUGGUGCUGCAGUACGAGGUUGCGUUCCCGACGGGAGAGAGGGUGGCACAGGUGUUUUAA